CCGAACUCUAUAUAACCUUAUGAGGUCAAAAACAUGAAGUACCCUCCCAUUCCUUUUAUUGAUAGAAUCAAAUUCCAUCGUUAACUUUACAACCAUGGUGACCUCCAUCUCAAACCCACAUGCAGUUCUAAUAUCAAGUCCCGGAUUGGGGCACCUCAUCCCUGUUUUGGAGUUCGGUAAACUCCUUAUCACCCACCACAAUUUUGAAGUCACUAUCUUUGCUGUUGCGUCUCGAACAUCUGCUGCAGAAUCAGAGAUGAUCCAAGCAGCUAUGAGUUCAAAACUUUGUCAAAUUAUCGAAAUCUCACCACCAAAUAUCUCGCACCUCGUUGACGCUGACGCCACGCUUGUCACCAUACUUGCAGUUAUGAUGCGUGAAAGCAAAUCAGCUCUUCGUGCAGCAAUAUCUUCUUUGACCUCUCGGCCAAAUGUUCUGAUUUUCGACGUCUUUGGAACUGAAUUUUUUGACAUCGCUGAUGACCUUGGGGUGGCAAAGUACUGUUUUGUAGCAUCAAAUGCUUGGUUUCUUUCACUCACUGUGUAUACUCCUCUCCUGGAUAAAUUGGUGCAAGGAGAGUAUGUUGAUCAAACAGAGCCUUUUGACAUCCCUGGUUGCAGGUCUGUUAGACCUGAAGAGGUGGUUGACCCCAUGUUGGAUCGAAGAAAUCAACAAUAUUUUGAAUACGUUCGCAUAGGGAGGGAGAUACCGUUGUGUGAUGGGAUUUUGAUUAACACUUGGGAGGAUCUGCAGCCGAAAGCACUGGCCGCACUGAGAGAUGAUAAACUUUUGGGUGGAAUUGUUAAGGCUCCCAUUUAUACUGUUGGCCCGAUAGUGAGGACCCCUGAACCAACCGGCUCCAACAGGGAAGUCUUAGAUUGGCUAGACAAGCAACCAAGUGAUUCAGUGCUGUAUGUGUCACUUGGGAGUGGAGGGACGCUGUCAUAUGAGCAAACCAUUGAGUUGGCUUGGGGUUUGGAGUUAAGCCAACAAAGAUUUAUCUGGGUAGUUCGGCCGCCAUCAACAGCAAAAGCAGAUGGCUCGUUUUUUACAGCAGGAAGCGGUGGUGAUGACUUUUCAAGCUUCUUGCCUGAAGGAUUCCUCAACCGGAUUCAUGAAGUAGGAAAACUGGUCCCAAAAUGGGCUCCACAAGUUAACAUCUUGAGACAUUCAUCAGUUGGAGGAUUUUUAUCACAUGCUGGGUGGAAUUCUACAAUGGAGAGUAUCAGCAAUGGACUGCCGAUGAUUGCAUGGCCAUUAUAUGCAGAGCAGCGAAUGAAUGCUACCGCGUUAGCGGAGGAGCUUGGUGUUGCCGUACGACCGAAGAUACAGCCGUCGGAGAGGGUGGUGGGAAGAGAUGAAAUAGUGACGAUGGUGAGAAAAAUUAUGGUGGAUAAACAAGGGCAACCAAUAAGAGAUCGGGCAAAAGAGCUAAAACACAGUGCAGAGAAAGCAUGGAGUAGUGAGGGUGGAUCAUCUUAUAAUUCAUUGUCUCUGCUGGCCAACAAGCGCAAGCAUCCAUGAAAACCACCGAAUGCGUUUGCAACAACGGUGGAGUAUAGUGUGUUAUCAUCUUGGCAAUAAUAAAAUUUAUUUUUCUCAGUAAUAAAUUUAAAUAUAUUUCUUAUAUUUGGUGAGUUGUUUAAACUUUUGCAGUGUUAUUCAAAUUUUUAUGUACAUGAGGAAUGCUUAGAUGGCCUUCUUCUGAUUUUACAAAAGAAACCUUUUCUUAUCUCCA
Mangifera indica (mango) is the source of this 1736-nucleotide messenger RNA. RefSeq names its product anthocyanidin 3-O-glucosyltransferase 5-like. NCBI's taxonomy places the organism in Eukaryota, Viridiplantae, Streptophyta, Magnoliopsida, Sapindales, Anacardiaceae. The transcript has a single exon. The record is from RefSeq and is a predicted model, not a curated record. The coding region runs from base 95 to 1522 and encodes 475 amino acids. Gene Ontology annotation, molecular function: UDP-glycosyltransferase activity.